CACGGCGAGAAUAAAGCAAGAUGGCGUCUGACGGUGAAGACGUUAUUGCAGUCGUCACAGUUCAGUGUUCUUAAUCUGUGCCUCCAUGUACACAUAUAUGUCCUUUAUUACACUAGUAAAUAGAGUAAACAUCGUUAAUAACUGUUUGCAUCCGGUUAUAUUAGUCUGAGCGCACUUUGAUGCUUCUCGAGCUAGCUUAGCCUGCUAGUUAGCUUAGCUUGUUAGCUGCUAACAAAGAGAGGCGGAAGUGAUCAAAACACAUCGCUAAGUAGAGAUCAAGUGUGAGUGUAAAGUGUUGUGAUUGUGUGAAAAUGUGCCAAAGAACCACAGCAGAGUACGAGGAGGAACUUUGUCCAACAAAAGAGGAGAAGGAGCGACAACAUGAAAAACAUCAAGUUGUGUUACACAGAACAGACAUCCAUCAGCUGAUUGGACACCAAGAAGAAUGUCUCCCUCAUCUGCAGGGGGACAGUUUCACUGUAAAGUAUCCACAGCCCUCACAUUUUAAAGGGGACAAGGAGGUUCCACAGCCCUCUUAUUUCAAAGAGGAAGAGGGGGGAGAGUGUCCUGUAGGGCAGGAGGAGGCUGAUGUCAGCAAGUUUCCACUGACUGUUGUCUCUGUGAAGACUGAAGAGCAUGAAGACAAACCACCUGAGUCCUCACAGCUUCAUCACAGUCCAAACGUCUGUGAAGAACAUCUUCACCCUCAGCAACAGAAGUGGAGCUUCAGGAUGCGGACGGAGGAGCCACCGCCCUCCCACAUUAAGAAGGAAGAGGAAUACUCACUGAUACACCAUUUUAAAAAGGAAGAGGAGGACCCACUGACACCCCAUUUUAAAAAGGAAGUGGUGGAUCCACUGAGCCCUCACUUUAAGGAGCAAGAGAACCCACUGAACCCUUACAUUAAAGAGGAAGAGAUGGACCCACUGACCCCCUGCUUUAAAGAGGAAGAAGAGGACCAAGAGGCGCCGCACAUUAAAGAGGAAGAGGAGGAAGAGGGCAUCAGUCAGCCUAAAUGGUUGGAGGAGUUCCCAGUGACUGGUGUCCCUGUGAAGAGUGAAGAUGAUGAGGUGAAAGGUGAAAGUGAGGAGAGGGGAGGGGGGGAGCCUCCAAGCAGCAGCUCAACACAACACAUGACAACAGAAGCUGAUGGAGACCACUGUGGAGGAUCACAAGCAGACAAGCUCUUAGCUCCACUAUCAGAUAGUGAGGACACAACGUCACACUCUCCUGACACUGAUGAUGAAGACUCUAAAGAUGAUAAGACAUGUCACACUGACAACACUCACUUCACAUCUUCUCACUGUCACAAAACUUUUAAAGACCGUCGCAAUAUGAAAAGACACAUGAGAACACACACUGGAGAAAAACCUUUUUCUUGCUCAGAAUGUAGUAAAGGUUUUACACGAAGUCAACAUUUGAAAGUACACAUGAGAACACACACUAGUGAAAAACCUUUUUCCUGUUCAAUCUGUGGUAAAGGUUUUACUGAAAGUAAGAAUUUGGACAGACACAAAAGAACACACACUGGUGAAAAACCUUUUUCUUGUUCAAUCUGUGGUAAAAAUUUUACUCGAAGGCAACAUUUGAAAACUCACAUGACAAUACACACUGGAGAAAACACUUUUUCCUGCUCAGAAUGUGGUACAAGUUUUGUAAGAAAUCAAAGUUUAAAAGAACACAUGAGAGUACACACUGGAGUAGAAAUGUUUUCCUGUUUAGAAUGUGGUAAAAGUUUUGUAAGAAAUCACAAUGUAAAAGUACACAUGAGAACACACACUGGAGAAAAACCUUUUUCUUGCUCAGAAUGUGGUAAAGGUUUUACACGAAGUCAACAUUUGAAAGUACACAUGAGAACACACACUGGUGAAAAACCUUUUUCCUGUUCAAUCUGUGGUAAAGGUUUUACUGAAAGUAAGAAUUUUGACAGACACAAAAGAACACACACUGGUGAAAAACCUUUUUCAUGUUCAAUCUGUGGUAAAAAUUUUACUCGAAGGCAACAUUUGAAAACCCACAUGACAAUACACACUGGAGAAAACACUUUUUCCUGCUCAGAAUGUGGUAACAGUUUUGUAAGAAAUCAAAGUUUAAAAGAACACAUGAGAACACACACUGGAGAAAAAGCGUUUUCAUGUUCAAUCUGCGCUAAAGAUUUUACUCGAAGGGACGAUUUAAAAAAUCACAUGAGAAUACACAAUGGAGAAAAACCUUUUACCUGCUCAGAAUGUGGUAAAGGUUUUGUAAUAAAUAAAAAUUUAAAAAUACACAUGAGAACACACACUGGAGAAAAGCCUUUUUCAUGUUCAAUCUGUAGUAAAGGUUUUGCACAAAGUAACCAUUUGAAAGUGCACAUGAGAACACACACUGGUGAAAAACCUUAUGUAUGUUCAAUAUGUGGUAAAGGUUUUACACAAAGACGUAAUAUGGAAGUACACAUGAGAACACACACUGGAGGAAAACCUUUUUCUUGUUCAAUCUGCGGUAAAGAUUUUACUCGAAGGGAACAUUUAAAAAAACACAUGAGAAUACACACUGGAGCAAAAACUUUUUCCUGCUAAGAAUGUGGUAAACGUGUUGUAAUAAAUUGUAGUUUAAAAAUCCACAUGAGAAGACACCCAGGAGAGAAAGUGUUGAGUUGCAGUGUGUGUGGUGAAAGAUUGUCUUCUAAGUACCAGUGUAAGAAACACAAGUGUGCUGGUGAGAACAGCAGCAGCAAAUGAAACUGCAGGAUUUGAAAUAAACUGUCCAGACUUUCAUUUUGACUUUCUAACAACAUCAGCACAUAUAACAUAUGUGACAUCAUUGUUGUUUGUGUAACACAAUCUUGUUAAUAUGAUUCUAACAUUUAUAGAUUAGAGACUUCAGACUAGUGUGUUUAUUUCAGUCAAGUACAUGAGUUAAUAUACACAUUUGUGUACUUUGAAAUGAACACAACAGUUUGACUGAAAAGGUGAGAAUAAACAGUACAUAAAAUAUGUUACAUACAGUAAACAUUUUAUGUGUAGAUAUAUUUAUAUUUCACUUUUAUACUUAUUCAUAAUAGUGUUUUAUAUGUUUUUAUUAAAUAAUGAAGUGUUACAUAUUUUAUUUUGUAAUUGUAGAUGAUUCCAUAGAUGAACUCCUUUAUAUGAUGUACAUAUUUGUUUUACAUGUGUUCAUACCUUUGCUUUUGAGUACACAUAAAUCCCUCUUAGUUCAUAUUUACUGGUUCACAUCUGAAACAUCUUCUGGACCACUUCUGGAAGCAUAUUAUUAUUUACUUUAUACAUCAUUUGAACAGUUGUCUUUUAUAUAAGAUCAUUUACUUUUAAAAUGUGUGACUUAAUCAUUUGUUGGGUCUCUAUAAUCCAUUCUAUGACUUAUCUUUAUUACUCUCUUUUGUAAUAUGAUGAUUGUUUUGUGAUUGUUUUAUAUGUAUGUCCCCAGACUUUUAUGCAAUAAACAAUGUAUGUUUCAACUGAAGUUGGGUACAAUAAAUGUAGUUCAUAUUU
Molecule: messenger RNA, 3494 nt
Organism: Nerophis ophidion (straightnose pipefish)
Lineage: Eukaryota; Metazoa; Chordata; Actinopteri; Syngnathiformes; Syngnathidae
Product: oocyte zinc finger protein XlCOF6-like
Exons: 4
Coding region: 312-2561 (749 amino acids)
Biological process (GO): central nervous system development; regulation of transcription by RNA polymerase II
Cellular component (GO): nucleus
Molecular function (GO): RNA polymerase II cis-regulatory region sequence-specific DNA binding; DNA-binding transcription factor activity, RNA polymerase II-specific
Source: RefSeq, a predicted model, not a curated record